Molecule: messenger RNA, 1407 nt
Organism: Bicyclus anynana (squinting bush brown)
Lineage: Eukaryota; Metazoa; Arthropoda; Insecta; Lepidoptera; Nymphalidae
Gene: Mk
Product: mevalonate kinase
Exons: 3
Coding region: 1-1227 (408 amino acids)
Biological process (GO): isoprenoid biosynthetic process; cholesterol biosynthetic process
Cellular component (GO): cytoplasm
Molecular function (GO): ATP binding; mevalonate kinase activity
Source: RefSeq, a predicted model, not a curated record
AUGGCGCGCGCGCCCGGCGCCGGCGCCGUGACCGCGUCCGCGCCCGGCAAGGUGCUGCUGCACGGCGAGCACAGCGUCGUGUUCGGCCACCGCGCGCUGGCCGCCUGCCUCGGCCUGCGCACCGCCACCACCGUCGCGCGCCGCCCCGCCGCCGCGGCGCGCGUGCGCCUGUGCCUGCCCGCCGUGGCGCUGGACGCGCGCGUGCCGGCGGCGGGGCUGUGGCGCGCGGCGCGCGACGCGGGCGCCGCGUGGCGGCACCCGCGCCGCCUGGACCACGAGCGGCUGCUGCGCGCCGUGGACGAGCUGCUGGCGGCGCGCGCGGCCGCGUGGGGCGGCGCGCAGCGGGACGCGGCGCGCGCGCUGCUGUACCUGGCGGCGGCGGUGCUGGCGGACGCGCCGGACGGGCCGGGCGCGCUGCGCGUGAGCGUGCGCAGCGAGCUGGCGGUGGGCGCGGGCGCGGGCAGCUCGGCGGCGCUGGCGGUGAGCGCGGCGGCGGCGCUGCUGCGGCUGCGCGCGGGCGCGGCGGCGGACGCGCGGCUGGUGUCGGCGUGGGCGUUCAGCUGCGAGCGCAUCGCGCACGGCGCGCCGUCGGGCGUGGACAACGCGGCCAGCGCGUUCGGCGGGCUGGUGGCGUUCCGGCGGGGCGAGGAGCCGCGCGCGCUGGCGCUGCGCGUGCGGCUGCGCGUGCUGCUGGUGGACACGCGCGCGGCGCGGCGCACGAGCGCGCAGGUGGCGCGCGUGGCCGAGCGGCGCGCGCGCUGGCCCGCCGCCGUGGACGCCACGCUGCAGGCCUGCGGACACGUGGCCGACGCGGCGCUCGAGGUGCUGCAGCAGUUGUCGGAUGCGCCCGGCGGCUCGGGCGAGCGGUACGCGGCGCUGGGCGAGCUGUGGGACGCCAACCACUGCCUGCUGGCGGCGCUGGGCGUGUCGCACCGCGCGCUGGAGCACGUGCGCGCGCUGGCGGCCGAGCACGGACUCGCCGCCAAGCUCACCGGCGCCGGCGGCGGCGGGUACGCCAUCGUGCUGGUGCCGCCCGCGGCCGACGCGGCGCGCGUGCGGGCGCUGCGCGACGCGCUGGAGGCGGCCGGCUACCUCGUCACCGACACGCUGCUGGGCGGCGACGGCGUGCGCGUGCACGACACGCCCGACGAGUCCGACGAGCCCGACGAGUCCGACGAGUCCGACGAGCCCGACGAGCCCGUCGCGCUCGAAGCGACGGACUCGUAACGCGAAUGGCGCUUCUGCCACCGAGUCGGACGUGUAGUUUAGGGUUGCAACUUGUACUCUUGGUGCGGGUGAACUAUAUGCGGGCGGUGAAGGGUGAAGGGUGAGGGGUCGAGCUGGAGGCGCGCUCGUGUGCGGGUGCUUUUUAUAACAACUUAUUAAUAACAUUGAUUUUUUUUACUA